Podarcis muralis (Common wall lizard) is the source of this 2765-nucleotide messenger RNA. It is a transcript of the gene MYCN, whose product is annotated as MYCN proto-oncogene, bHLH transcription factor. The record is from RefSeq and is a predicted model, not a curated record. Gene Ontology annotation, molecular function: DNA-binding transcription factor activity; protein dimerization activity. Gene Ontology annotation, biological process: regulation of DNA-templated transcription. NCBI's taxonomy places the organism in Eukaryota, Metazoa, Chordata, Lepidosauria, Squamata, Lacertidae.
GCAGCAGCUGGGAUGGCUUCGUAUCCGCGGUGUGGGUUGCUUUGGCGAGCUCCGGUCGGGAAAGCUUUUCCGUUCCGAGCAGUUAUUAUUGCUAUUGAUCCCGGGCUUCAUUUCAGAAAGGAAAAAAAGAGAAAACCUCCCCCGCUUUCCUCUCCUCCCUCCCCUGCUUUCCUUUAAUAUCCCGGUGCCCGCGACGUCCAUGCAGCAUGGACGGGGUUUUUGUUUUGUUUUUGCUUUGGUGGAAACCUAUUGCAGACUUUUACAUGUCUGGACUGGCGCAAUCCUGCUUUUUGCGCGCAGAAUGGAGAGGUGCGCUUCGUUUGUGAUCCUGCCUGGAAAGGCGAUUGGGGGGGGGUGCAUCUCCUUUCACACCAAGUGGGGAAAAAACAAAACACAAGAUUUCUUCUCGGAAGGAAAGUACGCCGAGAUGCCAGGGAUGGUCAGUAAAAACCCAGACCUUGAAUUCGACUCCUUGCAGCCUUGCUUCUACCCGGACGAAGAUGAUUUUUAUUUGUGCGGUCCGGACUCUGCUCCCCCGGGGGAGGACAUCUGGAAAAAGUUCGAGCUACUGCCUACACCUCCCUUGUCUCCCAGCCCGGCAGGUCUGCAAGAAAACCCCCCCGGGGGAGCCCCCGUUUCGAGUUGGGGCGGGGCGGGGACUCUAGGGGGGUUCCGAACCGCCGACCCUCUGGACUGGGCUUCGGAAUUGCUGCUCUUGCCCCCGGAAGCGGACCUGUGGGGCGGCGGCGAUGGAGGGGACUCCUUCGAGACCGGCUUGGGGGAGAACAGCAACCUGAACGCCAUCAUCAUCCAGGACUGCAUGUGGAGCGGCUUUUCCGCCAGCGAGAAGCUGGAGAGGGCAGCGGCCAACGAGAAGCCGCAGAGCAAAGGAGGAACAGCUGUCGCGCCGGCCACAGCUGGGUCUGCAGCCCUCUCUGCUGCCGCCGCCGCUGCUGCUGCAGCCACCGCCGCCACCUCUGCGAACAAUGGCAGCAGCAGCAGCCAGGCGCAGCUGAACAACUCUGUAUCGGAGUGCGUGGAUCCAGCCGUGGUUUUCCCCUUCCCUAUGAACAAGAGGGAGCCGGCUGCUCCUGCUGCAGCGGCUGGGAUCCGGGGGAACCUUGGCGGCGGCAGCGAGGCGGUUCCAGGGGUGGCGGCUCCUGCUCAGCACAGCGGCUGCCACUCAAGCGCAGCCAGUGACAGCCGGACCGGCAGCAGCUCUGGCGAUGACACGCUCAGCGAUUCCGAUGAAGAUGACGAAGAGGAGGAGGAUGACGAGGAAAUCGACGUGGUCACUGUGGAAAAGAGGCGGUCCUCAUCCUACAAGGCCGUGACCACCCUCACAGUUGCGACGCGCCCCAGAAGCGCCACCUCUUUUGCCUCCGUGAGAACUCAGCCCAACGAAGUCCUCCUCAAGCGCUGUGCCCCUAUUCACCAGCAGCAUAACUACGCCGCGCCUUCGCCUUACAUCGAAAGCGAGGAGGUGCCGCCCCAGAAAAAGCUAAAAACUGAAGCGCCCCGUCCCGUCAAAGCCAUGACCCAACCCAAGGCCAAGAGCUCCAGUCCCCGAAGCUCCGAUUCGGAAGACAGCGAGCGCCGGCGUAACCACAACAUCUUGGAGCGCCAGCGGCGCAACGACCUGAGGUCAAGUUUCCUCACGCUUAGGGACCAUGUGCCGGAACUGGUGAAAAAUGAGAAGGCGGCAAAAGUCGUCAUCUUGAAAAAAGCCACCGAGUACGUUCAUUCGCUACACGCCGAGGAGCACAAGUUGUUGCUAGAAAAGGAAAAACUGCAAGUCAGACAACAGCAGCUGAUAAAAAAAUUGGAGCACAUGCAGACUUGCUAAAAAAAAAAGAGAGAGAGAUAUUAAAAAAAAACAGCGUUGUUUUUUUUGUUUCGUUUUUUAAAAUUGUCUGAUCUGGACAGCCACUGCCACUUUGCACAUUUUUGAUUCCUUAAAGAGAGUUAUGUUUUUUGACGUUAAGAAUGUUGGUUUUACUUUUCAAUCCAGUCUCCGAAUUGGAAGAGACUGCCAAACCGUGACGGGGAUGCCUUUUGUAUUUCCUCUUAGAACUGUAUAUGUUCUUUAUCAAUGUUGUGAGCCUUUGGAUCUGCUUAUGACUUCCAGUUCAGUUCGGAAAUAUUCAUUCCUUUUUAAAUGGUGCUUAUGUUCUACCAGGUGUUAUGGGGCAAAACCAUUUUGUACCCUGGGGGGGGGAGGGCGGGGAGAGAGUGGGGAACAAGCCACACCUCUGUAAAUAAAAUACACACCCACACUUGCCUUUUGUACAUGUCUUGGGUUAUGAGAGGUGACUUUUUGCUACCAAUAUUAGACUGGAAGUUCAUACCUAAGUACUGUAAUACCUCAAUGUUUGAGGAGCAUGUUUUUGUAUGCAAAUAUAUUGUUAAUCUCUGUUAUGUACUGUACUAAUUCUUACACUGCCUGUAUACUUUAGUAUGACGCUGAUACAUAACUAAAUUUGAUACUUAUAUUUUCGUAUGAAAAUGGUUGUGGAAAGUUUUGAGUAGAUAUUACUUUAUCACUUUUUUGAACUAAGAAAACUUUUGUAAAGAAAAUUUACUAUAUAUGCCUUUUUUUCCUAGCCUGUUUCUUCCAGUUAAUGUAUUUGUUAAUGUUUGUUGCAUAGAACUGGGUAAUUGCAAAGUUCUGUGUUUAAUUUCUUCCAACGAUGUACAUUUAGUGCUGCAUCUUUAUAGCACUUUGAAAUACCUCAUGUUUAUGAAAAUAAAUAGCAGUUAAAUGA